Messenger RNA from Diprion similis, 5564 nucleotides. RefSeq names its product AF4/FMR2 family member lilli-like. The transcript has 8 exons. Gene Ontology annotation, biological process: regulation of transcription by RNA polymerase II. The record is from RefSeq and is a predicted model, not a curated record. Lineage: Eukaryota; Metazoa; Arthropoda; Insecta; Hymenoptera; Diprionidae. The coding region runs from base 2242 to 3399 and encodes 385 amino acids. Gene Ontology annotation, molecular function: DNA-binding transcription factor activity, RNA polymerase II-specific; RNA polymerase II cis-regulatory region sequence-specific DNA binding.
GCUGACUUCCACGCGCUCGCGUUCGUUACCAUAGCAACGCGUGGCGAUCAGCUGACGACGGUCCGAACAUUUGACAGUCGGCACCGAGCUGCGACAACCUUCACGCGGCUGGCAGUGCGAGCCUGGCGGUUGAUCGCGCGCGGUUCAACCUCCCUCGCCUACGCCUCUGUGUGUGUGUCGAUACGCGAGCGAGCAGCUGGUAAACAAACGAACGGAGAAACAGACGAACAUUGCUCGCGCGGCUUAACAGAAACAACAGCCUAACGCAUAACGGCCGACGACGAGUUGCGGACGGAAGGAGGAUCGCCAUCCUCGAUCUUUCGCCUAUCGCGCUCUUCUCCUCGACGACGAACCUUCGACCUUUAAAUAGCGCGUGUUUUGUUGUUUUGUGCCCAGCAGUUUUGUGUGUCGUUUACUCGCGCUGGACACGUACAGUACCCGUGCCGUGUUGUUAUUGUUGUUGUUGUUAUUGUUUUUGUUAUUAUCAUUAUUAUUACUACUGAAACGUGUAUGUAUAUGCGGGAAAAGAAGUGAGCAUCGUGCGGCUGUUUGGCGGUUUGUUUGAACGAGUUCCGGCGGUCGAAGGGCGAAUUUGGUGAAUAAGCGGGUUCGUUUCCGUCACGGCGUCGAGAAGGAGGAUGGGGCCGAAAUUCCCAGUGAAUUUAACGCACGGAUGAUACUGAGGACGAUGGUUAUGAUAACGACGACGACGUUGAUGACGACGACGAUUAUUGCGGCGGUUAGUAUCGAUCGAGGAGUGACAGGAAUCGAUGGAAAACGUGAAUUGGUCGGCCAGCGGAGUUGAGUUGACCCCCGAUCGUCUGGUUCGAAUGAAACGCAACGUCAACACGAUGUCGUCGCAUAUUAUUGCCGUUUAUAAUCGAUCCCCGUUGUUCUCAAGAAUGAUAACAAAAACAAUCGACGAUGGUCGCCAGGUUGUUUUGGUGUGAUGAGAAUGAACUGAAUGACGGAAAAGUUUACUUAAAAAGCAAAAAAUAAAGAAGGUAAAACACAAUGCACGAAAAUAGAAACGGACUUAUAGCCGAGUUGUUAACGUUAACGUUAACGUUCUGACGAUAGCCGGUGUGACAGCUGCGUAAGCUGUGGUUAAUCAUACAUAAAUGCACGUGUAACGCAUUAUCAUACUUUCAGAGAGAGAGAGAGAGAGAGAGAGAGAGAGAGAGACGCAGCCUCGUUGGGAAAACAAUAUUUCAAACUUAUCCAUAUUGUCUAUGUAACUAACCUACACGCACAACGUCCACCCCCACAAACAGACCAAACGCACGGAUGCACACAGACAGAAAUACUCGCGGUUAUACGCUGCGUUAGGCUUGCAUAGUGGUUAUUAUUUUUCUUUCUGCGACGUAUGCAGACACCUCCUUGAUCCAUCUAAUAAGAAAGAAGUGCAGUGUUGAGUGAGACAGCUACGUGGCAUAUUUGUGUAAACGAAGUAAAUUUGAAUAAGAUAAGCACAAACAUAGAAAUAAUAUAAAUAAUAACAACAACAACAACAACAAUAAGAACAACAACCGCCAGAUGAAGAAGAAUUGACGCAGCUGGUGGGAAAUCGUCGCCGAUCCUUGGAUUAAAAAUAUCGCAACGCAAACUUGUCUGAACGCACAAUCUUCGCCGUUGACCACCUCAUCCGAAGCCAGAAGUCGAUGAUAGAGUGACAAGGAGUUCCCUGAACGGGCCAGUAUUUAUGCCAGUACUCAACCAGAGGCCAGUGUAGGUGGCCGGUCUAUGUCCCAUGCCGGCCGACUGCAAUUUAACUGUAGUUAGCUAAUUUCAUAGGUUAGAAUUUUACGCACAUACGUAACAACAGCAACAGUAACAACAAGAAUAAGAACAAGAACAACAAUAGCGACGAGUCAAGUGUUGCGAUUAAAUUCGCGUUGUACCUAUACAUUCAAGAUCGUCCAACGCGCGAGUGAUAUGUUGCUGUAAAUCUAGGAUCGAUAUCGUGAGUUUUCAGACUGAAUCGACGGGAGUGAUUCAAUAUAGUGAUUAAUCAUUCGAUUUUGCUUCAUCGUCUUUUUGUGACGUGGAUUUGAGAGAUAAAUAAUAUAAAUAUACAUACCGGAUAUACAAUACAUAUAUAUAUAUAUAUAUAUACCUUCGGACAUAACAACGUUUGUGAAGAGCAUCAGCUGAUAAGCGAAACGGGAGAGGAGGAAGUACGUCCAGUGGUGGCCGGAAACGCGGACUUAAACCGAGAACGCCAACCUGCAAUCAAGGUUCAUGGUUUUCAUGGAGGAGAGCGAGCUCUCGAGCAAGCGGUGGGCCAGUGCGCCCCGCCGUCCGGACAGCCCCUACAUCCUGGGGGCCCCCACGUCUAGGGAGGCGGCGGGUCCCCCUGUGCAGCUGGAACCCGUGGACUUAUCGGUUAAAACGCCUGUGGUGCUGCAGGUGCCGAGGUACAGUCCGGCAGUGGUAAUCGCCGCAGCUCGCAGAAUCCCAACGCCAUCGACGACACCCGCAACGCCCGCGACGCCCUCGACGCCCUCAACGCCUACUCUGCCUCUUUCCACAUCCACCGGUAAGCGGCCGUUUCAACCGAGUUCUUCGCCUAGGCUACUUACUAUCGUACCACCACCGCUACCGCUGCGAGAUGUCGCGAGAGACAGGGAACGAGAGAGAGCAACCGAGAGGGAACGGGACCGGGAGAGAGAGCGGGAACGGGAGCGCGAACGGGAGAGGGAGAGGGAGAGGGAAAAAGAACGACGAACGAGGGAAAGAGAGAGACAACAAGAACGGGAACGAGAAAUUGAGCGAGAGAGGGAACGGGAGAAGGAACGGGAAAAGGAACGGGAGCGGGAGCGGGAAAGACAACGGGACAGAGAAAGGGAGAGGGAGAGGGAUCGGGAGAGAGAGCGGGAGAGGGAGAGAGAUCGGGUGAGAGAGGUGACGGCGUGCGUAGCUGAACCCCCGGACGCUGUGCUAGUUUCUUCAUCGGCAGCCCUCCUCGCCCUCCAGAGGAUAAAAGAAGCCUCUCUAGUAUUUCACAAGCGACCUGCGCCUGUGGCUGGACUAGGGACGGGAGGACGAGGUAACGGCGGUGUCGGUGGCAUCGGUGUGGUUGGAGGCAACGGAGGCGGACUGGGAGUUGACAGCGAGUGUGGAGAUGCCCUGAAAAGACGCAAGGUCCACCGAUGCGACGUGGCAGGCUGUGACAAGGUUUAUACGAAGAGUUCGCACCUGAAAGCUCACAAGAGAACGCACACAGGGGAAAAGCCGUAUCAGUGCACGUGGGUGGGAUGCACGUGGAAGUUUGCGAGAUCGGACGAAUUGACGCGGCAUUACCGAAAGCAUACCGGUCAAAAACCGUUCAAGUGCCACCUUUGCCAGCGUUCCUUCUCAAGGAGCGAUCACUUGUCUCUCCAUAUGAAGAGGCACUGAUCGUCGUCGUCGCGGCCGCGAUACGUCGAAAGCCGAAGAAGAAUCCUACAGCUACGACGUUCGAGUACAUUCGGGACCUGAUGAGCCCCUCCCCGAGGAGAGACUAAACGAUAUGCCUGCCAGGUGAGGAAGGGUCGAGGAGGGGAGCACUAGAAAAACAAAAUAAAUAAAAAGAUUAAAUAAAAACGUUCACUAGAUUUAGAAGUCUUAGGAUGAAGGAGGGAAACGAUUUAGUUGAGUGGUUUUAGUUUCUCGUAUGAACAAAUCCACUAUAAUAUACAUAUAAUAAACCUAGUAUACAUACAUAUAGCCAAGUAGCGCCGUACUUUAAAAUCCAACGUUGUAUGUUAUUCAAAUUUGUAUGGUAUUUUUCAUAUGCGUAUAUCAGUUCGCGCAAAGCUCGGGUAUAAAGAGUUAAAGACACGCGACCGCGGAUUGGCUGCAGUUUGUUAUAGGUACAGAUAUUUCGUGCGAAAACUGUUCAAACCAAGAAUUUCAAUAACACGGCAAUACUUCAAUCGAAAAAUUAGUAUUUCAAAACAAAACAAAAAGACAGUGAAAAUGGUGAAAGAAAAAAAAAAAAAAAAAAAGAAAAAGAAAAAAAUACCGCUGCGGGUUCAGCAUGACAAACGUCAUACGAUUGUAAAGAAUUCUCCAUUUUUAGCCUAAUUUUUUAAUAAUUUGUUCCAAUUCCAAUUAAUUUAAUACGAUUAAAUAAGGCCAGCUCAACUAGUCUAGAGCGUCAUAGUAAUGAUCCACUGACAAGGGAAAAGGAAAAAAAGUUGAAGAAUAUUGAAUGAAAAAAAAUAAAGCCAGUAAUAAUACAGUACUUUAGGAUAAAUAAUAACGAUUAUGAAUAAAUAAUUAAAGUAUGUUAUUAAAUAAAUAAAGUAAAACUCCGAUGACGGAGCUUGGGACUUAGCAUGCUCAGUUAAAUGAAAUAUACAAUCGUGAUGAAUCUAAUAAGCAAUGUGAAAAGAAAAUCAAGUAAAUUAAAAUAAAUAAUUAGGGUGAAAUUUAGAAACUAUUCAAAAUGCACAAAGAAUUUUGCGUUUAGGAAUGGACAAUCGAUGAAUCUGUAAACUCUAAGAGCCAGUAUUAGACGUCUGUAUGCGUAAAUCACUGCAAUGGAUCAGUCAAAACCUUCCUCGAAUCUUUGCGAAACUAACUUUAUAUUACGUCAUCUGUACCGUAUCGCGCCCCAACACAAUAAUAAUAAUAUAUGGUAUUACAUACCAUAUUCGACUGUUUUUUCGCGAUCGAUUGACAGAUUCGAUCUAAAUAUACAGAAUAUAUAUAAAAAUUGUACUAUAUUCAAGCAAGAGACGUUCUAAAUUAAAAGUGUAAAAUUAAAUUUAAAAAAUCUAUACUAUUAUAAUAGAAUGCCAGUUAACGGACAGUAUAUCGUGACUACCUAUAACUAUGUUAUGCUACAAUCUAGCAAAUACGAUAUGUACCUACAUACUUAUUUAAUCUCAGCUCAAAAUUUUCAUGCAUUUCUAUUGAUGAUGCUGGAAGGUGCUUACAUGGAAAUCUCGGUAUGAAUCGCAAGGACGCGCGAAUUUCAAACUCAAAAACGCUUUCGCCAGACGUUUUCAUACUUCGCGAAUAUCAUUUGUCUUAAGUUUUGUACCUAGUAUUGUGCACUUUAGACAGCCGUAAAAACUUUAUAGUUAAAUAAAAAUAAAUAAGUAAAUAAAUCUAGUAUUCGUUUAGUUUGUAAAUUAAUUUUUGCCUUCGCCGCACCGUCGUUUGCAAACCUGCCACAAACGUGUCAGGGCUGGGGUGAGGGGGAGUAGAUAGAGAAAAACGAGUGCGGUGCGAAAGGCGACACGGACGAGUUCAGUAUUGUCCGUGUAACAGACACACCUACGCUCUGUAAAUCGGCUGUAUAGUGCAUUCAUUAUCAAUUAGCUAAUAUUUUAAUUUUCUUAACGACGAAUAACGAUAAUUAAUAAAUAUACUAAAGAUAGAGAAACUUUGAAACAAUGGAACAAGAUGCCAGUAUAUACUAGAGCCAGUUAUCCUAAAACCUCUACGUAUAAGAUUACAUAUACUAUAGAGAAGAAAAACAAAAUGUGAAAAAAAAAUAACAAUAAUAAUAAUAAUCAAUUAACUUUAUCGCAUACGCUACUUUAUCAUAUAGGAAAUAGUGCCUUCAAUAA